UCAACAACGGCAUCAGUCUACUGGACCCUCCGCAUGUGCAGUGGGUCCACCCCGCCCGAUCAAUCCAGCCAAGACCGCACAUCCCCAUGGAGGACUCCGUCCUUCAUCGACCGGUCUCCCCAGCGCAACGACAGGGAACAACACGCAAGAAACCAUGUGGAAGCCAAACCGAACUCCCGUCCGCACGCAGGACGCGCCUCUGCCGCCAUCCUUCCUCUCCCAGGCCAUCGUGGCCGGCUCUCAAGUCUACUGCUCGGGACAGGUGGGAGUGAGUCCCAGCACGGGAAAGAUGGUCGAGGGACCCAUCCAGGAGCGAACGAAACAAAUCCUCCGCAACCUCAGCGCCGUCCUCACCGCGGGUGGUUCGAGUCUCCAGGACGUGGUGAAGGUGAACAUCUUCCUGGCCGACAUGGGGGAUUUUGCGGCAGUGAACGAAGUCUACGAGACGUUUUUCCAGGAUCCCAAGCCGGCGCGGACGUGUGUGGCUGUCAAGACGUUGCCGUUGGGAACGGAUGUUGAGAUUGAGUGUACGGGCCUGGUGACGAAGAGAACUCCAGGGGGUUCUCGUCUCUGA
Messenger RNA from Aspergillus nomiae NRRL 13137, 574 nucleotides. RefSeq lists its product as uncharacterized. The coding region runs from base 34 to 519 and encodes 161 amino acids. The record is from RefSeq and is a predicted model, not a curated record. The transcript has 3 exons. Lineage: Eukaryota; Fungi; Ascomycota; Eurotiomycetes; Eurotiales; Aspergillaceae.